Brassica rapa (field mustard) is the source of this 456-nucleotide messenger RNA. RefSeq lists its product as uncharacterized. NCBI's taxonomy places the organism in Eukaryota, Viridiplantae, Streptophyta, Magnoliopsida, Brassicales, Brassicaceae. The record is from RefSeq and is a predicted model, not a curated record.
AUGAACAAGUCAUUGUUCUUGGGUAUUGUGCAUCGUCUCUCCGAAGAAUUUGAGUAUUUUAAACCAAGAGAAGAUGCAGCCGGACGGUCUAGUCUAUCUCCGCUCCAAAAAUGUACCGCAGCAAUUCGUCAAUUGGCGUAUGGUGGUGGGGCUGAUACCGUUGACGAAUAUGUCCGACUGGGUGAAACAACAGCUAGAAAAUGUUUGCACCAUUUUACCGCCGGAAUAAUCCACUUGUUUGGCGAUCAAUACCUAAGACGUCCAACACCGGAGGAUCUGGAAAGACUACUAUAUAUUGGAGAACAACGUGGAUUUCCAGGAAUGGUUGGAAGCAUCGACUGUAUGCAUUGGGAGUGGAAGAAUUGCCCAGCCGCUUGGAAAGGAAUGUAUUCACGAGGAACCGGAAAACCCACAAUUGUGUUGGAGGCGGUAGUUUUGUACGACCUCUGGAUAUGA